This is a messenger RNA of Trypanosoma brucei brucei TREU927, 723 nucleotides long. RefSeq lists its product as hypothetical. Bases 1 to 723 code for a protein of 240 amino acids. Gene Ontology annotation, molecular function: DNA binding; zinc ion binding. The record is from RefSeq and is a predicted model, not a curated record. Lineage: Eukaryota; Euglenozoa; Kinetoplastea; Trypanosomatida; Trypanosomatidae. The transcript has a single exon.
AUGCCGCAGCUGCGGGUGGAGUAUGCCAAGUCCGGACGCGCGAAGUGCUCUGCCGCAUCGUGCAAUAAACCGAUCUCCAAGCACGAGGUGCGCGUUGGCAUUGCCGUUAUGUUCCAACCCGUGGGGAGCACUAGCGGUGAACCAACUCUGUCUUACAAGUGGCGUCAUGUCUGUUGUUUCACUGAGCGUCAAAUAAAGAACGCUGAAGCUGAGGGUGGACUCGACGCUAUUGAGGGCCUUGAAGAACUGGCGGAGGUGGAUAGAGAUCUUAUAGCACAAAUGAUGCGCGGGGAGUUGAUUGACCGGAUGGAUGUUAUGGGGCGCGUUGGAGAUGUCGAGAACUCGCCUGCCAGCCGUGGUUCCCUAAAGGGAGAGAAGUUUUCCCAUUCCGACGGGAGGGCCGCGACAAAACGCAAACGAGGUGAUGGGUCCGAGUCAAGGGAGACGGGUUCUCCACCAGACCUAUCAAAAAGAGGCAAGUCCAAAAAGGGUGGUGUGGUCAGCCUGACCCCCAGUCGUGACAAAGAUACGAAUGAGGGUGAGAUAUCAGAUUCUACAACAGAGGAGUUUGAAGUUUCCGUUGAGGCGACGAGACCACCUUGCCCAUACGGCAAGGAGUGCUUCCGCACCAGCGUGAGCCACAUGGCAGAGUAUUCUCACGGGGCAGAAUCCGACAGGGCGGUGCCAGCGCGGCUUCGGGCUGUUAUAAGGCAUUCAGUUUAA